Molecule: messenger RNA, 905 nt
Organism: Mytilinidion resinicola
Lineage: Eukaryota; Fungi; Ascomycota; Dothideomycetes; Mytilinidiales; Mytilinidiaceae
Product: cell division control protein 42
Exons: 4
Coding region: 215-799 (194 amino acids)
Biological process (GO): small GTPase-mediated signal transduction
Molecular function (GO): GTP binding; GTPase activity
Source: RefSeq, a predicted model, not a curated record
CUCCCGCACUCCCGUUUCGAGACCACCUCCAGCUGGCCGACCCUCCCCCACUCGUCCUCACCCAACUCCCACCGGAGUUUGCUAUUGUGGCCUCGAUCCUGCGACCGACGACAGCAUUCUUAUCGGCACUCACAUCCUUCGCGCAUCGGCUUUGGUAGUUGCCGUUCACGUUUACUGCAGCAUCGGAUAACAGACCCCCGCCUCACCAGUCACCAUGGUCGUGGCUACUAUCAAAUGCGUCGUCGUCGGAGACGGUGCUGUAGGCAAGACAUGCCUCCUGAUCAGCUAUACCACAAACAAAUUCCCUUCAGAAUACGUGCCGACCGUGUUCGACAACUACGCGGUUACUGUGAUGAUCGGCGACGAGCCGUACACCCUCGGCCUCUUUGAUACUGCCGGUCAGGAGGAUUAUGAUCGUCUCCGCCCUCUUUCCUAUCCCCAGACGGAUGUAUUCCUCGUCUGCUUCUCGGUAACUUCGCCUGCCUCAUUCGAGAACGUGCGUGAGAAAUGGUUCCCGGAAGUCCACCAUCAUUGCCCCGGCGUUCCCUGCCUCAUCGUUGGCACGCAAGUAGAUCUUCGCGACGAUGCCGCGGUGUGCAGCAAGCUGGCCAAGCAGCGGAUGCAGCCAGUCAGACGCGAGGACGGCGAGCGCAUGGCGAAGGAGCUCGGUGCUGUCAAAUACGUCGAGUGCUCAGCUUUGACCCAAUACAAAUUGAAGGAUGUGUUCGACGAGGCCAUCGUGGCGGCCCUCGAACCCCCACCAAAAACGAAGGAAAAGAAGAAAUGUGUGGUGUUGUAGUCGUGGGCUAGACGUGAGGUAACACAGGAGCAAUACCUCUCCAUGGCAAGCCAUCAUCCUUGUUUUUCUUGCCAAGCAUUUCAUCUGGCACGGCGUGGUUUCUUGG